This is a messenger RNA of Equus caballus (horse), 4171 nucleotides long. RefSeq names its product UTP15 small subunit processome component (gene UTP15). NCBI's taxonomy places the organism in Eukaryota, Metazoa, Chordata, Mammalia, Perissodactyla, Equidae. Gene Ontology annotation, molecular function: protein binding. Gene Ontology annotation, cellular component: nucleolus. Gene Ontology annotation, biological process: positive regulation of transcription by RNA polymerase I; rRNA processing. The record is from RefSeq and is a predicted model, not a curated record.
CUCGCUUCGCCGUGUGUCUCGGCGGCUCCUUGCAGGGCCCGCGUGAUCUUCCGCGAGUGAUCUUGGACUUCCCGGGAGGGGCCCCCGGGGUCCAAGACGUUCUCCCUGGAGCCGGGGGGUCUUGGCGCACCCUCGGGGCCGGCCGAGACGUAGAGCAGAGUGAAUAUAAUUAUUUCUAACGUCAGUUUCAAACUAUUUACCCUUGGAUAUCAGUCCAAUUAUAUGAAAUUAUGGCUGGUUAUAAGCCUGUAGCUAUUCAAACAUACCCUGUACUUGGAGAAAAAAUCACCCAAGAUACACUGUACUGGAACAACUAUAAGACCCCUGUUCAGAUCAAGGAGUUCGGUGCAGUGUCAAAAGUUGACUUUUCUCCGCAGCCCCCAUAUAAUUAUGCUGUCACAGCUUCUUCAAGGAUUCACAUUUAUGGCCGGUAUUCCCAAGAACCUAUAAAAACCUUCUCCCGAUUUAAAGACACAGCGUACUGUGCUACUUUUCGACAGGACGGUAGACUGCUGGUGGCUGGCAGUGAAGAUGGUGGAGUUCAGCUUUUUGAUAUAAGUGGGAGGGCUCCUCUCAGGCAGUUUGAAGGCCAUACUAAAGCAGUUCAUACAGUAGAUUUUACAGCUGACAAAUAUCAUGUGGUCUCUGGGGCUGAUGAUUAUACAGUUAAAUUAUGGGAUAUUCCAAACUCCAAAGAAAUUCUGACGUUCAAAGAACAUUCUGAUUAUGUGAGGUGUGGAUGUGCUAGCAAACUGAACCCAGAUCUCUUUGUAACAGGGUCAUACGAUCAUACUGUGAAGAUGUUUGAUGCCCGAACAAGUCAGAGUGUUAUCUCUGUUGAGCAUGGGCAGCCAGUGGAGAGCGUCCUGCUUUUUCCCUCUGGAGGUCUUCUGGUAUCAGCAGGAGGUCGCUAUGUUAAAGUCUGGGACAUGCUGAAAGGAGGACAGUUGCUGGUGUCCUUGAAAAAUCAUCAUAAAACUGUGACGUGUUUAUGUCUGAGCAGCUCUGGGCAAAGGUUGCUCUCUGGCUCACUGGACAGGAAGGUGAAAGUAUACAGCACAACUUCCUACAAAGUGGUCCACAGUUUGGAUUAUGCGGCUUCAAUUUUGAGUCUUGCACUCGCACAUGAAGAUGAGACAAUAGUUGUAGGAAUGACCAAUGGAAUACUGAGUGUCAAACAUCGGAAAUCUGAAGCAAAGAAGGAUUCUCUUCCCAGGAGAAGAAGGCCUGCAUAUCGAACCUUUAUUAAAGGAAAAAGUUACAUGAAGCAACGGGAUGACAUUUUGAUCAACAGGCCUUCCAAGAAACACCUAGAAUUGUAUGACAGGGAUCUGAAAAAUUUCCGGGUCUCUAAGGCACUUGACAGAGUCCUUGAGCCCAGUUGUACAAUAAAGACACCUGAGGUUACAGUUUCCAUCAUAAAGGAGCUAAACCGAAGAGGAGUCCUUGCAAAUGCCCUUGCAGGUCGGGAUGAAAAGGAAAUCAGUCGUGUUCUUAAUUUUCUGAUAAGGAAUCUGUCUCAGCCAAGAUUUGCCCCUGUUUUGAUCAAUGCUGCUGAAAUAAUUAUCGAUAUCUAUCUGCCUGUGAUUGGUCAGUCACCUGUAGUUGAUAAAAAGUUUUUGGUGCUUCAAGGACUUGUAGAAAAAGAGAUUGAUUACCAAAGAGAACUCUUAGAAACCUUGGGCAUGAUGGAUAUGCUCUUUGCUACCAUGACAAGGAAAGACAGCACUUUGGUCUGGCAGCGCACGUCUGGUGGAUUGCUAGAGAACAAGAAGGUGGAAUCGUAGUGUCUGCUUAGUCAGACACAGAAGAACUCCUAGCUUGGAUUAGAUUUGAUUCUAUUAACUGUUGGAAAGAGAAUCUCCUUGACACAUUAUAAAAUACUAUUUAUAGAAGCAAUUUUGUGAAAGAGAUUGGAAUAACUAUGAUUGGAAAAUAAGUCCCAGUUUUAAGAUGUGGCUUUUCAUGUAAUAUUGUGGUUUAUUUCAUGGCAUCCUUGGCUGAAAGAGCUCAGUUAUUUUGGUCACGGUGUAUGUCUACCUUGGCCAAGUCGAUAGUACUUUUAAUACAGCAAAGCUCUGUAUCACGUUUGGGUCGGCAUUCAGAACUCUGGAGAGGGCUUCAACUGGGAAUCCUGCCACCAGAACAGGGCUUUAGUUUUUAUUGCUGUCCUGGAAAAACAACAACAAAACAAAUGGCAACAAGUAAAUUCUUUGUUCACUCUGAUCAGUGCCUUGGGGUUUCCAGGCAGUAGCUGAGCUUGCCUCCCCUGUCCUGGACGUCGUCACUCAUCCUGGGUCCCAUGUUCUGCUUCAGCUGGUGAUAGGACUGCCCCCUGCUCUGUGUGUGGCGCAUGCACGGCCAACUCUGGGUAACUGACACUAGUUAGCCAGGUAUUCAGAGCAUCAUGAGGCAGAUUGGAACCCUGCACGGCAUGCUCUCCGCCCCAGCUUUUCUCUAUUUCUUCAGUCGUGACUAUCCUUCUCAGAACGAGAUCUACAGACAGACCUUAUUGGACCACGUUUUUCUCCUCCUCAAUAUGCAGCCUUUGUACCGAGUUUUCAGCUUGCUUGGGUCAGGGGAUGUUAAAUGUGCCGUUGCUCCAUUGCUCUUGUAAUAAAGAGCAUCCAGCCUUUUACACGGGUGGUUGGCGCUUACCUCGCAGCUGCCUCCCCUCCGAAAACCGUUUGCUGUGUGUUUAGAUUUGUUUCUCUGUUCUUCACAAUCAUCUUGUCUUUCAGAACUCCAAGCCAGAGUAGCUUGCUUUGGAAAAUAGGUUAUUUUUUUAAAGUUCAACGUAAAUUACAUUUUUUUAUAAAGAGAUUCUUACUUUCUUCUUGAAUUUCUGAGAUGUAUCCAAGAUGUAUUCCUGCUGCCUAGUCACUGGCUAGCGCCUCCUGGCACCCCGAUUUCACACUUACUACCUCUCCCACCUUCUCCCAGUUCCUCUGCCACUGUAAGUAGUUCUCUCUGUAGGGAAAUGUGCUUUGGGCUGGAAGAACCCAUUGGUCCAGGAAGAUUUUGUAAUGGGAAUCUCCUCUUAAAAUUUCAGUGUGGUGAAUUCAGAUUUUUUUUAAAGCAGAAAAGAUAUUUCUAUGUUUUAGUAACAACAUGUGCUCAAAAAUAGGAUCUAGUUUCCUCUUCACGAGUUGAUGUAAACAGCCCUGCAGCAGAUGGCUUUAAGAAACCAAGAAAUUGCUCCCCUGUGUAAUUAGGAGAUUAGUCAAGGUCAGAAACUGUGUCUUCAUGUUGAAAAGGGUUAAUUUAUUUAAAUAAAUUUUGUAUUUAAAAGCUUUUUUAAAACUUUAACUUCACAAGUAUGCUGAUAAUUUGAAUAUUAGUAAAACUUAGAAGUUGAAAUUGUAUCUUAAAACUAGCUGCCAACAAGCGUGUAACAUGUGACAAGGGUUUUCCCAUCCGUUACUUUAUUUCGUUCUCACCCCAGCCGUCCAAGGCUGGUGUUCUCGUUUAACAGUGAACCGCGGCAGUGGUUACUUCACCUUUGAAUUCUCCGAGCUUGACUACGCGUCAUCCCCAUGCUCUGGACUGGCCUGCCUGCUGGACAGAGACUCCUCACUCCCUUAACAGCAUCGCCGAGUGCUGCCGUCCUUAGAUGAAAUGUGUAAUGAUUACAGGUUGUUAAAAGGGUCAGGAAACAAUUCCCGUAGCCAUCAAUGCUUAGGUGUUAAAUUCAGGAAUGGUUUUUAUAGUCACUGGGACAAACUGGCAUUUGCUAUUUGAAGUAUUUAAACAUAACCAGCACCUUACAGUAGGUGACAUUGGCCUUCGGAUUCUAAUUUAAAAUGCCUAACAGGUUUUUCAACUUGGGAAUUUUAGUGGAAAGGUAUUUUAAAAUGUUACUAAGCCUGCAAAAAUACUGAAGUGUUUCAGAGAACUUGGAAAGUCACUGUACAUUUAAUUUAUUAUAUUUAUAAGAGUUCAGUGCUUGAGAAGGUUUUGCUUGUUGGGUCAAGCAUUUGAAAUGCUAUGUACAAGAAAACCAAAUAUCUUAAAUGUGUAAAUGCUGUUAAGUUGUUUAAAGGAAUUUGGAUUGUAAAUGAGAUUGUUUAAGGAAAUUCAAUCUGUUCAACUUAAAUCAACUCUAUCAAAUGUUAAUUAAAGGCCCCCUUAAAAGUGAUUAUAUUAAAAUGUACUAGUUUUCUGAAUGGAA